Dovyalis caffra is the source of this 1440-nucleotide messenger RNA. Lineage: Eukaryota; Viridiplantae; Streptophyta; Magnoliopsida; Malpighiales; Salicaceae. The record is from the annotation of a GenBank genome assembly.
AUGGAAGAGAUUGUUUCUUGUUGUCCGGUUUGUUGUGAGCUAUUUGAUAACCAAGGUUGGAAUGCUCUUUAUUAUGCUGUGGUUAGUAAAAGAAUACGUGUAUUCAAAGUGUCUCUGAAAAUUCCAAAACUUGACAGACUUGUAAACGGAUACACACCCAUCCAUCUAAUCCAUGCUUCAGCGCUAAAGCAUGAGCACUGGGAAAAUUUUUUGAGGUCUCUGUGUAGGAUAUAUCGUCUUAAUGAGCAAAGGCUAAGCGUCAAUCACAUAGUCAAAAAAAUAAUUUUCUCGUGCACAGCUGCCAAAAUGUUUCGCUUGGACCAAGAGAUCUUAAAAUCUAUUGACUAUGUUGACAAGGGACCCUUUGGCAUUGUUGUGGAAGAAGAGAAAAAGGCAGGCUCGGAAUACAAUAAGAAACGGGAGGAAUCCUUGGAUAAAGUAAGAGAAGCUCAUGUGGUAGUAGCAGCAUUCAUAGCAACGGUAACAUUUGCAACAGCAUUCACCUUACCUGGCACCCAACAAUUUGAGUACCGAUACCAUUUCUGUACGGAUUCAUCCACUUACACUACAAAUAGUUCUUUCCCAUCAAACCUCAACGCCACUCUCUCUUCACUUUACGCAAACGCUACACGCAGGGAUGGUUUUUAUAACACAAGUGCCGGUCAGAGUUCUGAUAAAGUCUAUGGCCUCUUCCUAUGCAGAGGAGAUACCUCCCCUGAGGUAUGUCAGAGUUGCAUCAAGGCCAUCAGUGAAGAGAUUGUGAAUCGCUGCCCGAAUAACAAAGAAGCAAUUAUAUGGUACGAUAUGUGCAUGCUACGUUACUCUAACCGUUCUAUAUUCUCUGUUUCAGAGGAACGUCCAAAAGUAUGGAUGUGGAAUCGGAAUAAUAUUGGAGAUGUUAUGAAUGUAGAUCAAUUUAAUGCUAGUUUGGGAGACUUGAUGAACAAGCUUGUUACACGCGCUGCGUCUUCAAGUAAUUUGUUUGCAAUGGAAGACAGAAAUGAAACUGCAUUUAUCAGGUUAUAUGGUCUGGUACAGUGCACUCCAGAUAUAUCUCCAUCUCAGUGCAGAAUAUGCUUAGCUGGUUGCGUCAGCGACAUUCCUAGGUGCUGCAAUGGAAAGCAAGGUGGUAAUGUUCUCGCACCAAGUUGCAAUAUGAGGUAUGAAAUUUACCGUUUCACCACUGCUCCACCAGCUCCACCCCCUCCUGCAAUUGCCCCAUCUCUGCAAACUCCACCAGCAACCUUGUUAAAUCCCAGUGGAGAAAGGAAGAACUCAUCACGAACAAUUGUAUACAUUACUGUUCCCACAAGUGUCUUUGUGGUGCUAUUUUUCACCUUAUGCUACUGUUAUGUGCACCAAAAGGCAAGGAAGAAAUACAACGCUACAGAAGGGGCAAAUGGUAUAGAAAACGUAGAGCGAAAUCCUUCCAGUAUUUGA